Molecule: messenger RNA, 1356 nt
Organism: Gopherus evgoodei (Goodes thornscrub tortoise)
Lineage: Eukaryota; Metazoa; Chordata; Testudines; Testudinidae
Product: ankyrin repeat domain-containing protein SOWAHC-like
Exons: 13
Coding region: 101-1030 (309 amino acids)
Molecular function (GO): protein binding
Source: RefSeq, a predicted model, not a curated record
UCCAGCACUCUCCCCAGGAAAACCCCCGCAGCCAGGGGGUCCUGGCAGCUCCCUUCUGCCCUGGGGAGAAGCUUCCAGCAGCUCAGCCCAAGAGGCCUUCAUGGAGCUUGGGAACAAGCUAUCCCUGGUCUGGCAAGGGGAGAGCACUGCAGCCUGGGGCAGCCUCGAGGGGGUCCCUGCUACAGCCCUUGACCCACAGCCUGGGCCUGACCCCCCAAGGGCGGCAGAGGAGGAUGCAGAAAGUGUCUCCAAGCCUGAGUUGGAGCAGGAUGCCUCCAAGGAUGGAGGGAGCAGCCUGGCCUCCAGCUCUGUGGCACUGGACCCCGUGGAGAAGGAGUGGCUGCAGGGGGCAGCCAGCAGGUACCUGCUCACCCUGAGUCACCUGCUCAAACAGGAGCUGUCCCUGGCCACCAGGAAGGACUUCACCUCGGGGACAGCGCUGCACUGGACGGCCAAGCACGGCCAGGACGACUUGGCCUCGCUGCUGGUGGCUGCAGGAGCCGAUGUCAACUCGGGAUCGGUUCUCCUCUCCCCCUCCCCACGCUGCUCCCCAUGCUCGGACCCAGCACGGCGUGAGUAUGCAGGUGCCCGGAGACGGACAGACCUCGCAGCAGGCUCUUCAGGACAGAUUAGGCAGUGGGCACUGGGCUACACUCCGCUGUACAUUGCUGCUCUGCACGGGCACCGCCAGGUCAUGGACCUGCUCGUCCGGAGCUAUGGUGCCAAGCAAAACGUGCGGGAUUACAGCGGGCACCUGGCCAGACACUACCUGGGAGCAGAGAAGCCACUGGACAGAGCUGCCAUGCUGCCCCAGCUGCCAGCGGUGCGCGGCAGGAACAGGGCGCUGGCCUGUCUGCUCUUGCCCAAGGGCAGCGGCCAGGCCCGGAAGCGCUGGGGCUCUGCCGAGGACCUGACGGAGGAGGAGGAGUGGGGGCAGGUGCAGCACCUCGCCGUGCCAGCCUCGUACCGCGCCAUGCGCAAGUUCUCCCGCUCGGGGGCCGACUCCCAGCCCUGCCAGCCCCGGCCCUAGUCCCACCUGCUGCCAGGGGCUGAGGCAGCCCCGAGGGUGCAGGGUCUGGAGGAGGGCAGUGGAUGGGCCCUGCUAGCGACUGCCCAGCCCAGCCAAUGUUCAUACUCACACAGCCCCUCCCACAUCUGGAUGCCCCUCAGUCCUGACCCGCAGCCCCUGCUGUCCUGCCCUCUUGAUUCCUGUCUCCACCGACACGGGGCUCACUCGGUUACCACCCGGCUGCUGGGUCUGCCAGCGCCAGGCGCCUCACCCAGCCCCGGGAGCCCCACACCCCUGCCUCUCUGCUUUUUUCUAAUGGAUCCUGACACUGAAAUAAAACACUAUGU